AUGUCCUUCAAUCUCUAUGCCAAUACCCUGACGGCUAAUGGGCUGACCGUUCCUUCGGGAACUGUGAGUCUGCCAGCUGGGUCUGUCUCGGCAGCAUCCCUCUCCGGCGUGCUGGCAUCCUCAAACAUCCCCAACUUGUCUGCCUCAAAUCUGACUUCGGGGGUCUUCUCUGUGGGUUCCUUUGGCACUUCUGUGACGCCAAAUGCAACCAACGCGUUUUCCCUGGGGACAUCCUCGAGUCAGUGGUCAAACGUCUUUGCAAGUACCGGAAACUUCAGCUCAAACCUCUCAGUGACGGGCCUCUUGACGGCAUCCAACGGGCUGACUGUCUCAGCAGGCUCCGUUUCAUUGCCGAAUGGGUCCAUUACGGCCUCCUCAGUGGGCAACAUACCCGCAUCCCAGAUCACUUCAGGCGCGUUUUCGCGGAAGGUGUGGAACGCAGGGGCGCUCGGAAUCCAGUCCAUAGCGGCCAACAGCUACUUCAAACAGGCAACUCUGCUCGAUAGCGGCAACACUGGCAGCGCACAGGGUCUUCGGAUCGUUGGACAGCUCGGUGGUUUCGGGAACUCGCAGACGGCGACGAUCGACUGCACCAUAGUCUCUCGAGGCAACUUUUACGUGCGAGGCACGAUCCAAGGCUUCAUCUCAGGGGCCAAGCAGCACGCUGAUAUUGUCGUGUACAUAGAGACAAACGGGCAGUACAGCGUCUACUAUUACAACCCCGCACAGUUCUCGGUAUGGGACCUCAGCAUCGAGGGGGGCUUCGGUACGACCCUCUACGAACCCACCUCGACGGCCAGCACAGCUCCAACCGGCACCCUCGUGACAUCCUCGGUCCUGAGCCUCUUAAAUAUGCAGUCAGAAUUCUCUUCGGGCACUGUCACCACUGCCUUCAACAACUUUUCAUUCUCAGACUCUGCAGUCUCGGGCAACCCCACGUGGACUGUCAUCGGUUCAUCCAAUUCUGGUGCCAUUCUCAGUGGCAGCAUCACCAGCGGGCAGCUCAACCCAUCAGCCACGGCAACAUGCGACCUGGGGGCGUCCGGUACCGCGUGGAGGAAUGCUUACCUCUCGAGCAAUAUCAGCGUAGGUGGCUCUAUCACUGGAUCCAACGGCCUGACAAUCUCUGGAGGGACAGUUUCUCUGCCAAGUGGAUCUAUAUCGGCCUCUUCUGUCGGAAAUCUCCCUGCAUCUCAGAUUACUUCGGGUACGUUCUCGGUUGGCUCGUUUGGUGGCACGAAUAUCAGCACUACGGGAACCCUGGCAGCAGGGGCUAGCACUCUGGGGGCACUGACUUGCACAACCAUAAGCACUGAAAACAGCAACAUCACCGUGGGAAGUGGCUCCAUAACGAGCGGUCAGCACAAUCCCACUGCUAAUGCGACUUACGACCUGGGCGCCUCUGCGACGGCAUGGCGGAGUGCUUACCUAUCCAGCAACCUGUCUGUCGGGGGCGCCAUUACAGGGUCCAACGGCCUGACGGUUUCAGCAGGUUCGGUAUCUCUGCCCAGUGCGUCCGUGGCUGCCUCUGCUAUAGGUAAUCUCCCUGCAUCUCAGAUCACUUCAGGAGCCUUUUUGGUCGGAACGCACGCCGUGAACGUCUCGGCUUCCAACGCUUCGAGCACCCAAUUCGGCCUCCUAAGCGGAGCAACAACAAACUCUGCACAAUUUGGCUUGGCAGGAGGUGCAUCGGCCUAUAGCACAGACGCUGUGCUGGGCGACGCAAUCCUACGGGCAAACGGUGGGAACCUUCUGCUUCAAACUGGUGUUAAUGCGUCUGCCAUCUGCAUCAACAACACCAGCAACUACGUGGGUCUCGGGACCAAGAGCCCUCAGUAUCAGCUGGACGUGGCUGGGACGGUGAAUGCAUCUGGUGCCUUCAAUGCCGCCGCGACGGGCGGGCUGAUUUGCAGUGUGACAAACAUAGGGACAGGGACGGCAAGGUCCCUGGGCUCCUUCGCGUUAACCAAGAGCCUAUGGUCGAGUGCCAAUGGCCCUCUGGACACGUCUAACGUGCACAAUUAUGCAAGUCUGUCGAACAUCUUCAGCGGCGGCACGAUCCAAACUUAUAAUCUCAACAUCAGUGGUUACAUCAACAUCCCAGCAGCAGCGAACUACACGUUUUCAUCGGUUGGAGUCGACGACAGUCUCAGGUGGUACAUUGAUGGCAGUCUCGUUCUGUCCGCGGGUCUGAACCUGAAUGGCAGUACUGUAUCCUCAAGCACCAUAACGUUUGCCACCGCCGGGUGGAAGAACAUCACGAUCGUGCAGCAGAACACGGGGGGCAAUCAACAGUUCAGGCUCCAGUGGGCUCAGACCUCCGGCACGACGUUCGCGGCCACGGACAUCCCAGGAUCCAACCUCGCUUACGACCAGACUCAGUCGCAGAAAACGGCUUUGGGAGGCCCAUGCUUUGCCGAUCCUUACAACAACCGCCUCGGCGUCGGGACCGUGAGUCCCAACAACAUGCUGCACGUGUCGGGGGGCACUGCACAAUUCGACAGCAACGUCACCGUGGCAAACGCAUUGACGGUGUCCGGGGCGAUGACAUGCGCGAGCAGUGCCAUCGUUUCAGGAGGGACCGGUCCCACGUUCGUUUCCACUACCUACGCAGGAAGCUUGAACAGUGGGCAGUAUAUCAUAAGCCCGUACGGAGUCGCAGGCUCCGCGAACAACUGUGGGUUCACCGGAUUCAAUUACACCGGUGGGGCGGGGGCUUCGACCAACUACUAUGCUUUUGGAGUGCGGGGGUAUCUGAUGGGAAGCCAAUCCUUCAAUGCUUGUGCCAACGGCAACUUUGGUAUCUGCACGACAACCCCCUCCUACCUGCUGGAUGUGAACGGCACUUUCAGAGCCUCCACCGUUACGACAUUCGGUGGAAGCUGCAAUAUCAUGCCCGGCAUCCUAGCAGUGAACGACCAAACGGACUCCGGUACCAAUAGAGGCAUCCGCUACUGGCAGGCGAACGACUCUAACUGGGCAACGUACAUGUGUACGUCGGGGGCAGGGAAGUCGAGUGCGGGUGGCUCGACUUGCACCUCGUUGGACAACAGGACGGCUCAUCAUAUCAGGAACAGGGUCGGUAAUAACAACAAUCAAGGCUUUUUAUGGGAGAAUUCGUCAGAGUCUUGCCUGAUGUCGUUGACGGGCGACACGGGGAACCUGUUCAUCAAGGGCACGAUCGGAUCUAGCUCCGUGCGGGUCGGAGGCACCGCAUAUCCCAACGGGGUAGACUGCACGAGCAUCACGACCGGGAGCGGCUCGGCCACGUGCGGCGCGCUGAGUGCGUCGACCGGCGUCCUUGGCCAGAGCACGAAUAACUGGGCCAAGCGGACCUUCAGCAUCACUGGUCAGACCUUGUAUUCGACACCUAUGUGGUGGAAGAUCGCAGCAUUCUGGAACAACGGGGCUUAUUGCUCCGGUUGCCUGACAAUCACCGGCCUCCUCGGACAUGUCUCAGGGCCGGUGAACUUCACUGCAAACAUCGGAUUCCAUACUCAGAAUCCGAGCUGGAAUGCUUCACUCGUCCUCGACAGUCCGGACAGCACUGACCCAUUUGCGUCAGGAACAUUCGACAUUGCACUCUACAUUGACAACAGCAAGAACCUGUUCGUUUACGCAAAGCAAAACAUGGAUUAUCUGACCAUGAGCCUGGACGUCACCACUUGCCAAUUCGAAGGAAACGUUCCUGCAUCCUCCAUCUAG
Molecule: messenger RNA, 3705 nt
Organism: Klebsormidium nitens
Lineage: Eukaryota; Viridiplantae; Streptophyta; Klebsormidiophyceae; Klebsormidiales; Klebsormidiaceae
Source: the annotation of a GenBank genome assembly